This is a messenger RNA of Angiostrongylus costaricensis, 1692 nucleotides long. The record is from the annotation of a GenBank genome assembly. NCBI's taxonomy places the organism in Eukaryota, Metazoa, Nematoda, Chromadorea, Rhabditida, Metastrongylidae.
AUGUGUCUUGUUUGUGUGUUCAUACACGUGCGCAUGUAUACCACUGUAUGUGCCCGCAUAUAUGUAUUAUGUAUGUAUAUAUGCAUAGAUAUGUGUAUAUACAGGUGCAUAUUUUUGUAUAAACACAAUUUCGUUAACAUUUAUUAUUACAGCGACGUUGAAAACACCACACCUAACGGUAACAACCAUUUGAAAAAGUCCAAGACAGACGACAGCUGUUAUCCAGAAGAAGUUUUGGGAUCAGACGAUGAAGAACAGGAAGACCCUCGUGAUUAUAAGCGUGGAGGUUAUCAUCCCGUAAAUAUUGGCGACGUUUUUAACAGAAGGUACCACGUUAUUCGAAAAUUAGGUUGGGGUCAUUUUUCGACAGUGUGGUUGUGCUGGGAUACGAAGGACAAACGUUUUGUUGCACUGAAAAUAGUAAAAUCGGCAGACCACUACACUGAUGCAGCACAGGACGAAAUAAAACUCUUACUCGCUGUGCGCGAAGCCGAUCCUGAAGAUCUUGGAUGUCAAAGAGUUGUACAACUACUAGACGAAUUUUCCGUUAGCGGUGUCAAUGGUGUUCACUUUUGUAUGGUAUUUGAGGUCCUUGGAUGUAAUCUCCUUAAGCUCAUAAUUCGAUCGAACUAUCAAGGGCUCCCUUUAGAACAAGUUCGAAAAAUCACAAAGCAGGUACUUGAAGGACUCCGGUAUUUGCAUGAAAAAAGCAAAAUUAUACAUACAGAUAUAAAGCCGGAGAAUGUCCUAGUAACAAUGAGCCAUGAGGAAAUCAAGCUUAUGGCACAACACGCUGUUGUUGCUACAAAAAUGAACUUGAAACUAAGCGGCUCAGCUGUGAGUACGGCACCUAGUCAUGUUCAGAAGAAGGUCCAAGAGAAUAUGACUAAAAAUAAGAAAAAGAAGCUUAAGAAGAAAGCUAAAAAGCAACGCGAACUACUGGAGUCACAGCUUGCGCAAAUGGAAGGACUUACCGUCGAUGCUAAUGCUAUUCAAGAAGUACUAAAUAGUGCUCCGGUGAUCGCUGAUACGCCACUCUCACCGUCGAAUCCAUUCUCUGCGCAACAGCUACCAACAGUCUUGCCAACUCCUCCAGUGGGACCGAAUCUUAACGAUCCUUAUGCUGAUAUUGAGGUAAAGAUAGCUGACCUGGGUAAUGCUUGUUGGACACACCAUCACUUCACGGAGGACAUCCAAACAAGGCAGUAUCGAUCUUUAGAAGUGUUGAUCGGUGCAGGUUACGGUCCUCCUGCAGAUAUUUGGAGCACUGCGUGUAUGGCUUUUGAAUUAGCUACUGGGGACUAUCUUUUUGAACCGCACAAUGGUGAUAAUUAUUCCCGAGAUGAAGAUCAUAUAGCACACAUUUGCGAACUGCUUGGAUCAAUCCCGCCGUCUGUAUAUAAGAAAGGCCAGCACUGGAAGGAGUUUUUCAACAAACAAGGGCGUUUGCUCCACAUACACCAGCUGAAACCAUGGCCGCUUCUCGAUGUUCUGCGUCAGAAGUAUGAUUGGCCUUUCGAGCAAGCGCGGCAGUUUGCAUCGUUCCUAAUUCCUAUGCUGGCCUUCGAUCAGGUAGGGCAUGUUGAAGCUACAUUUAGUUUUCAAAAAUUGGAAUCUUCUAACUUUACGUGUGGCUUUGGUUACUGUUUGAGGAUUUUCAUUUUAUCUUGCAUGUCGUACAAUGCUGGUUGA